AGAUGGAAAUAUAACAUGUGCGCUGUAUUUCUUGCCUUUCCUUUCAUGAUAAAUUAAAAUAUUUAAUGUCUAUAUAUGUAGACACAAACAUAUGUAAGGAAAAACUAAUGUAUAGCUAGGUGGAGUAUUUUUCGACUUCAGUUACGUACAAGAAGUAGCUCUCAAUAACCUAGUCUUUUUUUGAGUUGAUUUACCAUAAUUAAAAUAUUUUGAAUUUGAAUUCUACAAAAAUUUAGGCUGUGAGAAUAGGAUUUAAGGUAGCAUUGGAUAAUGAGUGGUUCUAGCCAGUGUGGGGACUGGGAAAAUAAAAGAAUUGUGAAUUGAGGAUUGAGAAAUAGGAGUAGGACUAAUGAUGACGCCUCUGCCUCUCUCUGUCAACACGCCCCUCCCCUCUCACUCUCACCACGGCCACGGCGCCUCUGCACACUUUCCCACCGCCCCCGCCCCCGCCUCUCCCUUUCCCACUCGCGGGUCGCGGCGGCUAACACCGGAGUUCCUUCGGCCUUUGCUCGACUCUGAGUCCGAGCUCCGGCGGUCCAGCAGUUCAGCAGUCUCAGCCACCGGUGCCUCCCUCUAUCAACAAAGAUCAGAAAUUGUAAUGGAGGAAACCAAGGAAGAACUGAAGCACAUAGUGCUUGCAAAGUUUAAGGAUGGCUUGUCCGAACAACAGAUUGAUGAAUACAUCAAAGAGUACGCCAACCUUGUCAAUCUUGUUCCUUCCCUGAAGGCCUUCAGAUGGGGUAAAGAUGUGGGCAUUGGAAACAAGCAACAAGGUUUCACUCAUGUCUUCGAAUUAAGCUUUGAAAGCACACAAGGGAUUGCUGAAUAUAUUUCCCAUCCAAAUCAUGUCGACUAUGCAAACAGAGUACUGCCACAAUUGGAGAAACUCAUCUCUGUUGAUUACAAGCCCACUUAAGUCCUAGUCUGAAUCAACACUUCACUUCUCACUUUGUUGAAUUCAAUAAUAGUAAUGUGUAAACUUCAAAGACUCCUGUUUUACCUUUUGUAAUGCUUUCUGUUUAUGUUUCUUGAACAAUUAGAAUUAGAGUUGAUGUGCAAUCUCAUCUGUAAUAUGGGUGUCAAUUUGGAUAUUGAUUUACCUGUUCCAAAUGUCACAAAUCUAGCCUUUUGAGGUGAGAUACCAUUCCUCCUUCAACUUCAAAA
Molecule: messenger RNA, 1164 nt
Organism: Salvia miltiorrhiza (redroot sage)
Lineage: Eukaryota; Viridiplantae; Streptophyta; Magnoliopsida; Lamiales; Lamiaceae
Product: stress-response A/B barrel domain-containing protein HS1-like
Exons: 3
Coding region: 350-916 (188 amino acids)
Biological process (GO): pollen tube adhesion
Source: RefSeq, a predicted model, not a curated record